This is a messenger RNA of Emiliania huxleyi CCMP1516, 844 nucleotides long. RefSeq lists its product as hypothetical. The record is from RefSeq and is a predicted model, not a curated record. The coding region runs from base 14 to 742 and encodes 242 amino acids. NCBI's taxonomy places the organism in Eukaryota, Haptophyta, Isochrysidales, Noelaerhabdaceae. The transcript is spliced from 2 exons.
CGUCUCUCCAGGCAUGACCACCGCUGCGAUUCUCCUAUUCGCCGCGCCCUGUGCGGCGCUCGUCACUCCGGGCACGGUCGGUACUGCGAUCCGCCCGCCUCCGAACCGCGAGGAGAUGCUCGCGCAGGCUGCGGCCGCUGUGGGCCGCGCCCGUGCCGAUGGCGUCAACCGCCACACGCUGCGCCUCUUCCUGCCGCGCGGCGAUGGGCUGAGUCCGCCCGACGAAUCGUGGGAGGGCGGCAUUAUGCAGCUCUUCGCGGCCUGCUCACCACUCACCCGCGACCUGCUGCGCCGCCUCUCCACGGAGGUGGCCGGCGUGCCUCCGUCGCUCAACGAGCAGCGGCUGGACGUGUCGGGCGUCGACGGCGAGAGCGUCUGGUUCGCGCAGUCCUCGCAGCCGGAGGACGACUGCGUUGGCCUCGUCCAGCCGACGCCGGACCGGCUCGCCACGAUCCGCAAGCUUUGCAGCGAGUGCGGUGCGCGGCCGCUGCUCAUGGUCAACCCGCAGUGGCGCGAGGGCGACGACCCCUUUGACGCGCUCUCUCGCAAGGGCGGUCUGCUCGGCGCGCUGGGCAACGCGCUCGGCGGCAAGGCGGCGCUGCAAAAGGAGCUGUCCGCGCUCGGCUUUGUGGACGUGUACACGCUGAGUGAGUACGUCUGCCGCGGCUCGCGCAUCUGCCUGCAGCUCAGCUACCCGCUCGGCUGGACGGCACUUCCUAGACACUUCCUAGACACUUCCUAGACUGCCUGCAGCUCAGCUACCCGCUCAGCUGGACGGCGCGCCGCUUAGACGACCCGAGCUCGCCCGAGCUCGCCCGAGCUCGCCCGAGAUCACCCGAGAUUG